AUGCUUGUUGAGGAGAUACCGAAGUCCACAAAUGCUCAUUCAUCUACUAUCUACUUUAGCUCGUCUAUAAACCUCACAGCCCGGCUGAUGAACAAGUCACAUGUAAUAGCUGAUGGCGGACAGCAGUCUGGUUCCUCUGGUACUGACAAAAAGGGUAGGGCAAAAGUCAACUAUAACGUCAAUCAACUAAUGAAUGCACAAAUAGGUGACAACAGAGGCAGUGGUACUUCUUCAGUGGGAUCUGGCUCUGGCUCUGGCUCUGGUGGCCCCUUGAAAUCUGUCCAACAAAUCCAGUUGGAACGGUUGGUUUCUAAGCGAAUUGUUGAACUAAAUCAAGAGUCGUCGUCAUCGUCAAAAACUUUUGAGUUACCUAAAAACUUUACAUACAACACCAUUCAUUCCGCUGGAAAGAAGAUAUCUCAGAAGUCUAGAUUAGGGAAUACCCCUUCAACAAAGAGGAUUCUUGCUGCUCGAAGAAACUUGAACCUGUACUUUGAAGAAGAACGCAACUUGAUUUCGAUAAACACCAUCUUACAAUUGAAUUAUCAGUUUGUGGACUUUCAUGAUUAUGAAAACAAACCAAAGUCGAAGAAGCAGAAAACUCACCACAUUUACCGCCCAAAAUUAAGAUUAUGUUGCAUCUGUGGCUCUAGUUCAAGUUAUUCUCGUUGUUCCAAUUGUGGACUUUUCUAUUGCAGUGUCAAGUGUAACAAUUUACACCAGCAACUGAGAUGUACGUAA
Spathaspora passalidarum NRRL Y-27907 is the source of this 741-nucleotide messenger RNA. RefSeq lists its product as uncharacterized. Gene Ontology annotation, molecular function: nucleosome binding. Gene Ontology annotation, cellular component: Swr1 complex. The transcript has a single exon. Bases 1 to 741 code for a protein of 246 amino acids. The record is from RefSeq and is a predicted model, not a curated record. Gene Ontology annotation, biological process: chromatin remodeling. NCBI's taxonomy places the organism in Eukaryota, Fungi, Ascomycota, Pichiomycetes, Serinales, Debaryomycetaceae.